Molecule: messenger RNA, 1641 nt
Organism: Dichomitus squalens LYAD-421 SS1
Lineage: Eukaryota; Fungi; Basidiomycota; Agaricomycetes; Polyporales; Polyporaceae
Exons: 1
Coding region: 1-1641 (546 amino acids)
Source: RefSeq, a predicted model, not a curated record
AUGCCCGGCGUCCUUGCGCACCUAUCUUCCCUGACGGCGGGGCCGGGCACGCUGUUCUCCCACCCCGCCCCCCACGUCCUCUUCGUCGACUCGCUGUACCACCGCGUCGACCCCGUGUCCGCCAGAGGCUGGGAAUCCCCCGUCGCUAAACCGAGCGCGGAGCGUGGACGACAGGUGGCGAGCGGCCGCAUGGACGUCUUCCUCCCGUACAGUGCGCCGCGCCCCGAGUUCCCUCCGUACGUCGAGGACGACGAAUACCCACAAGACUGCGGACUCCAGAACAUCGAGGACAUGCUGCCGGAAGAGGACGAGGUUUCCUCAAGCUCCGAUUCGGAGCUCGAGGAACAGCCCCCCGGCAGGUGGGACAUGCCCGACCCCCAGUCGGCCGAGGGUCCCAGACCCAGCCAUCCGAGACCCGAGCGCGGCGGCGCCCCGACAUCGACAUCGUCGUGGAUGGAAGAGGCCGCAGGGCGCGAGCAGCGCAUGCUCGCGGACCGGAUGCUUGCAGACAGAUUCUACAGCGCGCCCGCCCGGCGCCGCACCCCCUCGAAGCCUAGCAGCUUUGCGGCAUCCAAGCCGCGCCCCCCGCCGCCUAAGCCUCCUGCCGCCGCCGCCGACCCGCGCAUGCUCUUCCGCCCGCCUCCUCCAUGGUCCUCCCUGCCGGCGCAGCCGCCGCCCCGUCGACAAGCCGCAGCUCCAGCAGGGCGCAUGCCGACCGGCGUCUUCGCGUCGCCUUCCGCCGCGCACACGCCACGCCCCCAAGGCGCACCCGCCGCGCAGACGCGGAAGCGCAUGGUCACGCUGUCCAGCGUCCAGCACAUGCUCGACAUGGUGCAGAAGCGGUCCAGCGGCCCCGACAAGGCAGGCCGCGCGCGGGCAGCGCCCCCCUCGGUGCCUCUAGGUCGCGCCAACCCAUUCGCGCGGAGUGCGCAGGCGACUGCGGCCGGCGCUCCUCGUCUCUCCCUACCGAAACGAGCCGCGCCGUCUGCCCUGGCUCCAGCUCUCGAUGGUCAGCGGCCCGCCGGGCGUGCGCGUUCGCCUGAGCCAGAGGGACACCCGAGGCCGCGGGCGUCCCCGAGGCCUCCAGCAAACGCGCGGACAGACCACGCACGGCCGGGGCCGAGCAGCAAGAGCGUCGGCAAACGUCCUGCCCCACCUCCCUCCCCAGCACCCUCCCCAACACCCUCUCGGGCGUCGUGCGGAACGUCUCGCCCGGAUCCCUCGCCGUCGCGCCCCGCGAAGAGACUGAAGCCCAUCACGACGCUGACGGUGCCGGACUGGCCGGGGGCCCGGAUGAAGCCUCUGUCCGAGCACAACCGCAAGCUGCAGCCUCCGACCCCGUCCGCUGGCACGGCGCCGAAAGCGCAGAGGCAGACGACGCUCUCUGCCACGACUGGCGCCCGAGGGUCUGGCGGGGAGCGGACGCCAGACGACGUGGCGGGUGCAAAGGCGCAGGCGCAGCGGCGUGUCCCUGCGCCGCGUCCUGCGCCCAGACGCCUGGAGGUAGCUGCACUGAAGCUGGAGAGAGGGCAGAGCAUAGCGGCCAAGCCGAAGGGCGGCGGGACGGAGAAGGGAGGGCGCAAACCCUCCGGCGGGGGCACAGGGAAAGCCUUCGACUGGAAGGGAUGGAGUGCAGGAUGA